Molecule: messenger RNA, 4137 nt
Organism: Alligator mississippiensis (American alligator)
Lineage: Eukaryota; Metazoa; Chordata; Crocodylia; Alligatoridae
Gene: NTNG2
Product: netrin G2
Exons: 11
Coding region: 1440-3164 (574 amino acids)
Source: RefSeq, a predicted model, not a curated record
UCCGCUCCGCUCGCAUUUCCUCGCUGCACCUUUAAGACGCGCGGUGCCGGCGCGGGGCUGCGGAGCCCGGGCUGCACAGAGGAAGUUACGCAGCCUGGAUCAGGCACCGGGAUAAAAGCUCGGAUCGUGAUUGAAAGUGAUGGCACAAGGAUUUGAGCCUCGGCAUUAACUUCCCCGAGGAGCCGGGGCAGCGGGCGGGGGAAGGGAGCUGGCAUAAAGCUCCCGGCCAUCUGCCCUUGAGCUGCGCGGGGGGGGGGAAGCUCCUCGUCUUGGAUGCGAGGACGGGGGACGAGCCCGCACCGCACCGCACCGCGCCCGGAUCGCCCCGUCCUGAUGCAUUUGUGGUAGCAGCUAAAAGGAGAUGGUCUGUACUGCUGAAAUCCUGUUCUCCUCUGAGACUUGCAACAUGAUGCUCGUGUCCGUGUUCCUGCCACCUAGCAUGCAGCAGCUUUCUCUUCCAACUUUGCUUCUUAGGAGGAAGGAAAAAGGUGCUGCUUGCUAAUGAGCUCUCCCUGUUCCCUUGCAAUGAAAGAAAAAGGAGACUUCAGAUAGCAGGAUGGCAAAUAGCUGAAGAUUUGGAAACUGGGCGCUAAAUUGCUGCCGGGUAGCAUCAGCCAGAACUUGUCCGAAGUCAGCACCUUGCCACCAACGCAAGAAGCAGAAGUAACGCAGAAGAAAGCAAGUUGGUGCUUCUAUUGUCAAUAAAGCAACCACAGAACAGGCUUUUCAGAUGACUUGCUCAAUUUACUCACAGUCUGUGUGGUCAGAGAGGUUUUCCUUCAACAGAAGGAAAGUUUAGCUCUAAAGAGGCUCACAUUUCCAAGUUACCUAGACAGUAAUGUUAUAAUAUUUUCUAAAUAAAGGUGGGGUUUUUUUUCCCUUGGGUUUUUUUUUGUUUUUUUUUUAAGCCCUCCAUUAUUUAAAGCACACCACCACCACCAAGGGCGCUUGAAAAAGCUACCCAUUUGUAGCAGAGGAAUAAGGUUAGAGAGAACUUGAUCCUGACCUAUCACAUUAGCCUUUCUGAUUUUUUUUCUCCUAUCAAAUUUCAUCAUAGAAUCAGAACUUGAUAGGUUUAUUGAUUGAGUGGAGUCACCUCUAGAUGUUUUCACGCUGAUUUGGAAGAUCUUUUAUGCAAAGAAAAAAAAAAUGAAGUUAAGGAAGACUUUUGCCAGCUGAUCAGCUAUUUUGGAAACUGCAAUUCUCCAAAGCAACUGACUUGCAAACUUGGCUUCCACCCCUGCGGACUUGCCACGUCUGAACGCAGCACGCAGAACUGGGCCGCUUGUUCUCGUCUCCAGGACCUCCUUAAGCUACAGGAUUUUUAGAUGAGGAGUUUCCAUGCUGAUCCUGACAGCACCCCCUAAUCCGGUAGCUGCCUCUCUCAGGACUGUAGGCAUUUCCCUUGCCCAGGGACCCUUUCCUUGGUCUCAGCUGCCAUGUUGCACCUGGUCACUAUUCUGCUGCACUGUCUCCCACUGGCCAUGGGACACUAUGACAUUUGCAAAUCCUGGGUGACCACAGACAACGGACCGUCAUGGGAGUUUUAUGCUUGCCAGCCCAGGGCCAUGCGAAUGAAGGACUAUGCGCUAGUGAGAGUGGAUCCAGCAGGAAUCACUUGUGGUGACCCUCCUGAAAGAUUCUGCACUCAUGAGAACCCAUACUUGUGCAGCGAUGAGUGUGACGCUUCCAACCCAGACCUGGCCCACCCACCAAAACUUAUGUUUGACACAGAGGAUGAAGGGCUGGCCACGUACUGGCAGAGCGUGACAUGGAGCCGCUACCCGGAGCCCCUGCUGGCUAACAUCACGCUCUCCUGGAACAAGAGCAUCGAGCUGACAGAUGACAUUGUGAUAACCUUUGAGUAUGGCCGACCCACCAUCAUGAUGCUGGAGAAGUCCCUGGACAACGGGAGGACUUGGCACCCCUACCAGUACUAUGCAGAUGACUGCAUGGAAGCCUUUGGCAUGCCAGCACGGAGGGUCAGGGACCUUUCUACUACCAGUGCCAACAGGGUGCUCUGCACGGAGGAGUACUCCCGCUGGGUGGGCUCCAAAAAGGAGAAGAACGUGCGGUUUGAGGUGAGGGAUCGCUUUGCCAUCUUUGCUGGCCCAGACCUGAAGAACAUGGACAACCUGUACACCAGGCUGGAGAGUGCCAAGGGCUUGAAGGACUUCUUCACUGUGACCGACCUGAGGAUGAGGCUGCUGAGACCGGCUCUCGGGGGGACGUAUGUUCAGAGGGAGAAUUUGUACAAGUACUUCUAUGCUGUCUCCAACAUUGAAGUCAUUGGCAGGUGUAAAUGCAACCUCCAUGCCAACCUGUGCACCUUCAAAGAGGGCAGCCUUCAGUGCGAGUGCGAGCACAACACCACCGGGCAGGACUGCGGGAAGUGCAAGAAGAACUUCCGCUCCCGGUCCUGGCGAGCUGGGUCCUACCUGCCUCUGCCCAACGGAUCCCCCAAUGCAUGUGCAGCUGCAGGCUCAGCGUUCGGCACAGCUCCGAAGAGCAAACCAGGGCCGACAGCACACUCUGCUGGCAAGAAGCAUGCCAAGAAGCCAGUGCCCUCAAAGAGCUCCAAAGUCACCCGGCUCAAAUCAGACUCUGACCCCGUGACGCCUGUACGGACAUUUAAAGACUGCGAGUGCUACGGCCACUCCAACCGCUGCAGCUACAUAGACUUCCUGAAUGUGGUGACCUGCGUCAGCUGCAAACACAACACCCGGGGGCAGCAUUGCCAGCACUGCCGCCUUGGCUUUUACCGUAAUGGCUCCGCGGAGCUCGACGAUGAGAAUGUCUGCAUAGAAUGCAACUGCAAUCAGAUUGGCUCAGUGCACGACCGCUGCAACGAGACCGGCUACUGUGAAUGCAAAGAAGGAGCCACGGGGCCCAAGUGCGACGACUGCCUCCCCGAUUACUACUGGAGACAGGGUUGUUUUCCCAAUGUCUGUGAUGAGGAGCUCCUGAUUUGCCAAAACGGCGGCACCUGCCACCAGAACCAGCGGUGCAUCUGCCCGGCCGGCUACAAGGGCGUCCUGUGCGAGCAGUCCAAGUGCGACUCCGAGAGCCAGGACUGCGAUUCGGCCUCCAGCACAUACCUCAGCCUCCCCGCACUCCUCCUCAGCGCGCUCGGCCUUCAGCUGCGAUGCUCGUUGGACUUCUGAACGCCAGACCCAUGGGAGCCAGCUCAAGGCGCAUCAUCAGAGGGAUCUGGGGAGACUAAGGGAAUAAGUGGGUCACUGCACCACCAUCUCCCCACCCUCCCUUUACUGUAGGACUUACACAACCCUGUUUGGUCUCCUUCCCCACCAGAAAAGAGGUACAGAAUGUCAGGGGCUGGCUUUGGUCUUUCCAGCAGCAGCCUUGCUCCGGCCUCCUAGCGCUACCCAGAGGUGGCCGCAGCACAAACCCGGCUGCCAGGGGAACUGACCAGCGUAGUGCAGAAGCUGCCAUCCAACGGCAUCACGAGGGACUUGCGUUACACCCUGCAAAGCCGCGACUCUCUCCUUGCCCCACUUUGCACAGGCCCGUCUGGUUCCAGAGCACGGGGACCCUGCCAAACAAACACCACCACAGUCCAAGGCAAUUGAUUUAAUUUCACAUCUUUUUAUUUUUCCCUCUCCUCCUUCCUCUGUGGUUUUGAAAGAACCAGUCACGACCGCUCCCCACAGCCCUAGAGACUGGAGUCCAAAGCACCUACGGGGACUCUUCGGUCCAUCCUUGCUGCAUAGUCCUACGUUUCAUUGUGGGCCUGGCAGGGCCCUAAACGUACGGUUGCCUACAAAACCUAGUUGCUGCAUUCAUCGAGUUUUCUAUUCCGGUUGUCGGAUUUUGAUUUCCUUUUCUUGCACUUGGCGAGGACACAAGGGCCGCUGCGUGCAUGGUAGAUCAGGAGUGUGAUGUCUAAUGCCGGCAUUUCCGUAUAGUGUACGGUUCAAAUCCUCUUUUGGUAGAGAAUUAUUUUUGUUUGGAUUAAAAGUUAUAAAAGAACCGCAGGCUAAAGGGGCGUUUUACCACGGGCCUUUGAUUAUGGUGUAUAACCCUUCAGUAAAGCAACUAUUAAUUGCUGCUUGCCCACCACGUUUUCCUUUUUGUGUGCAGCUAAUUACCGGUAAAGACUUAUUUUUUGAUUCAUAA